AUGACUCGCGCGACUCUUCCUGGGGUUGUUCCCGUUGAAAACGAUGAUGAGAAUACUAAGAAGAAGAACAACAAAAAGAACAACAAAAGAAAGAUGAAAACCAAAAUCGCCGCCAAAAUCAUCGACGAGGAGCUCCACACCCUCAAGAAGAAGUACUACGCGUCCGCCUCCGGACGCUCCUUAAAAGAGACGAUAUCUUCGAAAAAAGAUACCAUCAUCAGCGACAAGAAAACGAGAGGAAAAUUCGAACGCGCGAUGGAGUUGGACGAAAGCGCAGCUUUGGAGAACGCGAGACGAGAACGAUACCUCUCGAUGGAACCGUCGGGUGUUUUAGAGGCGGAAACGGAGAAAGGCGAACGGACGUGGCGGUUUCAACAGAGCGAGAUUAUCGCGCACGUGGAUGUGAACGCGAAGAAGAAAGCGUUUGAUUUACGUUUGGAAGGGUCUGGCCCGUAUAGGUCUGUUGAUUUUUCGCCGAACGGGCAACAUUUGGUCAUCGGCGGGAGCGGCGACGGCGGGCACGUGGCGAACGUGGAGUGGAAUAAGCAUAAACUGUUGAGCGAGAUUUAUUUGGACGAGAACAAGGACGAUGAGAAUAUGAGAGAGGUAGGGGUAAUACCUGCGGUGAAAUGCGUGAAGUAUUUACACAACACGGAGUUUUUCGCGGUGGCGCAGACGAAAUACACGUACAUUUACGAUAAGAGAGGGUUGGAGAUUCACCGGUUGGAUAAACACAGAGACGUGUUCGCGAUGGAUUUUCUGCCGAAACAUUUUUUGUUGACGACGGUUGGGAGGGAAGGCAUCGUUCGGUGGCAAGAUACCACGCACGGGGAGAUUGUCGCCGAACACAGAACAAAGUUAGGGAAGUGCUCGGUUCUGAGACGGUCGGAAUAUAACGCGGUGACGCAUUUAGGGCAUUCCAACGGCACCGUGACGUUGUGGUCGCCGAAUCAAGGUCAAGCUUUGGUGAAAAUGUUGUGUCAUCGAGGACGAGUGAACGCGUUAGCGCUCGACCAAAGCGGUCGGUACAUGGCUACGACUGGGUUAGAUUGUCAAAUUAAAGUUUGGGAUUUACGUAAAUACCAAGAGUUGCACGCGUAUUACGCGCCGACUGAGGUGAAAGCGAUGGAUAUCUCCCAACGAGGCAUGUUGGCGAUUUCGUACGGCUCGAGAGUGCAAAUAUGGAACGAGGCUUUGACGACGAAGGCGAAAUCGCCGUAUUUAAACCAUCAAUUUGUGAACGGGAGUAAAGUGUUCGACGUGAAGUUCUGCCCGUACGAGGACGUGUUAGCCGUUGGACACUCCAAAGGCGUCACGAACAUUCUCGUCCCGGGGUCCGGCGAACCGAACUACGACACGUUCGUCGCCAACCCGUUUGAAACCAAAAACCAACGACGAGAGAUGGAAGUCGCGAAGUUAUUGGAUAAGCUCCCCUCAGAAAUGAUUCAGCUCGAUCCAAACGCUAUCGGCCAAUUGAGAGACGUCCCGAAAGAGGUACAAAAAGAACGCCGCGAAGCCGCUUUGCGCGCGGAAAUGGAAGCCAAAAUGAAACAACGAGAAAAGAACGAAUCCAAGACGAAAAUGAAAGGUAAAAACAGAGCGAGCAAACGCUACCGAAAGAAGCAAAUCAACGUCAUCGACGACAAAAUGAUGGCCAAAUUAGAAGCAAAGAAAGCGAGGGAGGAAGGGUACAAGAAACGCGCCAACGAACAAGGUCGGGCGAAACCGGGCGUUCGAGCCGGAGCGGCUUCGGACGCGCCGAGGAAACCGGACGACGCGCCGGACGCGUUGCGUCGGUUUUAUAAGUAG
Molecule: messenger RNA, 1809 nt
Organism: Bathycoccus prasinos
Lineage: Eukaryota; Viridiplantae; Chlorophyta; Mamiellophyceae; Mamiellales; Bathycoccaceae
Exons: 1
Coding region: 1-1809 (602 amino acids)
Biological process (GO): maturation of SSU-rRNA from tricistronic rRNA transcript (SSU-rRNA, 5.8S rRNA, LSU-rRNA)
Cellular component (GO): 90S preribosome; nucleolus; small-subunit processome
Molecular function (GO): protein binding
Source: RefSeq, a predicted model, not a curated record